Phascolarctos cinereus (koala) is the source of this 5638-nucleotide messenger RNA. It is a transcript of the gene CDKN2AIP, whose product is annotated as CDKN2A interacting protein. Gene Ontology annotation, cellular component: nucleolus; nucleoplasm. NCBI's taxonomy places the organism in Eukaryota, Metazoa, Chordata, Mammalia, Diprotodontia, Phascolarctidae. The record is from RefSeq and is a predicted model, not a curated record.
GCGGGAGCUACCCGAGUCCUCGGUGACAGGGCCUCCUCCGUUCUCUCCCUUGUCCCUCGCCGGCCCUAGCGACGGACGACACGAGCGGGUCGAGCAUGGCGCGGGCGGCCAUCUCCGAGGUGUCCGAGUACCUAAGCCAGAAUCCACGGGUGGCCGCCUGGGUGGAGACGCUGCGCAGCGACGGCGAGACGGACAAGCAUUGGCGCCACCGCCGCGAGUUUCUGCUUCGCAAUGCCGGAGACCUGGCCCCGACCGCCACCACCGAGGCCGCCUCGGUGGAAUGCGGGGACCGCCGUCGCCAACUGCAGCAGCUCGUCUCUUCCUCCAUGGCCUGGGCCAACCAUAUUUUUUUGGGGUGCCGGUAUCCACCAAAAGUUAUGGAUAAAAUACUUAGUAUGGCUGAAGGCAUCAAAGUGACAGAUGCUCCAAUCCAUACAACAAGAGAUGAACUGGUUGCCAAGGUGAAGAAAAGAGGGAUAUCGAGUAGCAAUGAUGGGGUAGAAGAGCCGUGCAAAAAGCGGGCAGUUGAAGGAAAGAGCAGUUCUGCUGGUGGUCAGGAUGCUUCGAAGACUUCUGGCAAAACAGAGCAGGCAACACCAAAGCAGGAAGUCAAGGUGGGGCCAGUGUCAUCCACUAGAUGUGUGGGGAGUGGAGAGAACCUAAGUCGGAGCUCUAGCAGCACCUUGGAGAGGGGGAGUGUACUUUCCCAAGAGGUGGCAGGAGUAAAGUGUCAGAAUAAAUCCACCAGUGAGCUGACAGCUGAAAAUCUUGGGUCAAAGCAAAGCAUCAGCACUUCUCAGGUUGCAGCAGCAGGCCCUGAAAAGGUUUCAGAGGUAGAAACGUCAGACAAACAUAGUACAACGUUAAUUUCAUCUGUGGCAAAAUCCAAUAGUCUUGGGACCCAGCUGACUGAUUCCAAACAACAAAAUGUAUCACCUAAAAAGAGUGUUUUGGAGAGCACUUCAUCUUUGGCUUCUCAGAGCAGUUCAGAGACAGAAGUGCCCCUGUUGACUUCUCAAAGCAGGUCAGAGACAAGUGUGCCAUUGUUGGGUUCCCCAAGCAGCUCAGAAGUAGAGUUGCCACUGUUGUCCUCCAAACCUGGGUCAGAAUUACUGCCCCUAUUAGGUUCCAAAACCACUUCAGAUGUAAGCACAUCACAAUCAACUUCCAAAACUAGCUUGGAGUCAAGCAUUUCAUCAUCUGUUUCUAAGAACAGUUCCUCAUCUAGUGUGCAAAUGUUAACUCCCAAAAGCACCACCUCAGCAAGCACUUUACUGCUGACUUCUAAAAGCAGCUCCCAGGUAGCUGCUACACUGUUGGCUUCUAAAAGCAGUUCGCAGGCAGCUGCAUCACUGUUGUCUUCCAAAAGCAGCUCCCAGCCAAGUGGAUCAAUGUUGGCUCCCAAAAGCAGUUCCUUGGCGAGUGUAUCCCAGCUGGCUUCUAAGAGUAGCUCUCAGACUAGCACAUCACAGUUACCUUCUAAAAGCACUUCACAGUCAAGUGAGAGUUCUGUUAGGUUUUCUUGCAAAUUAACCACUGAAGAUGUAAAACAGAAACAACCUUUUUUCAAUAGGUUAUAUAAAACUGUUGCAUGGAAGUUAGUGGCUGUUGGUGGCUUUAGUCCCAAUGUGAAUCAUGGAGAACUUCUAAAUGCAUCUGUGGAGGCUCUAAAAGCAACAUUGGAUGUUUCUUUUGUUCCACUAAAAGAACUGGCAGAUCUGCCUCAAAAUAAGAGUUCUCAAGAAAGUAUAGUUUGUGAAUUGAGGUGCAAGUCUGUUUAUUUGGGUACUGGCUGUGGAAAGAGUAAGGAGAAUGCCAAGGCAGUAGCAUCAAGAGAAGCUCUGAAGUUAUUUCUCAAGAAAAAAGUGGUGGUUAAGAUAUGUAAAAGAAAAUACAGAGGAACUGAAAUUGAAGAUUUGGUGCUUCUUGAUGAAGAAUCAAGACCUACAAACUUACCUCCAGCUUUAAAACAUCCUCAGGAGCUACCAUAGCAUGUUUAAAAGGUCACUGCAUAAAGCUUAUAUAGUGUUUUAACAUGUGAACUGAAGUUUACUUUUGUACACUAAAAUACUGGCUUUCAACAUUUUGUAUUGCUUUUCCCUCUAGUUUUGCGGAAAACUUAUGUUCUAGUUGUCUUCACCUAGUAGCAGCAGUUGUAAGUAAUUUAUGAAUGAAUGACAGUGUGCAUUUAAAGGUAUGCCUUAACAUCAUAGCACACCAGAAUGCUGUUUAAUUUGCUAAAGAGUAUACCCGUGUCUUCUCUUUUUAAUGGUACAGUAGGUACGGUAUGCAGUUCAGUAUAGUCUUAAUACUUUUUGUACUAAAAAUUUGGUGAAAAUGUAUUAUGAGUGUUACCUUUCGCUUUUUUUUUUUGGCAGAAAAAAAGACCCCUCCAUGUGACAGUAAUGGGGACCACAGUAUUUAGAUGGGUGUCUAAAAAUCCAAGAAAACUGGAGAUUUUUUAAAGUAUAGAGAACUUAUAAUGUUAAAUAUGCCUGUUAAAGAGGAAAAAAUAGUUGCUUCAGACUAUUUUUCUUAAAAGUUGUAAACAUUUUAAAAUAUGAAGCUGUGUGAAGUAUUUAACAUUAUUUUACACUAAAAUUGCUGCUUAAUUCAGUAAGAUAAUAUUCAACUACUUAAAUUCACUAGAUAAAUUUAUGUUCAAGGUAAAAUACCAUUUAACAUCUUUUUUUCCAAAUGAAUGGAUUUGUAUAUUAAGCACAUUUGUGACUGCUACUAUAAAAACACUUGAUUUGUUUAGAUAUUAAAUGCUCUAAGCUAUUUUACCUUUUUAAAGAAGUUUUUGUGGUUUUUCCCAAGCUAAAAUUAAUUCCUUGGAAUAGAAGUUGUUGUGUUUUUUGUUUGUUUGUUUUUAAGGAUCAGUUACUGUAUCCACCUGAUAAUUUUCCAUAAUUAACUUAUUCCUCCGGAUAGGCAAAGCAUAUUUUUCAAAUCAAAUACUAGAUACUUUGAUUUUUACUUGUAAAUAUGUUUUAGAAGAGGAUGUUUGGGAGGAACUGAGUUAAAUGAUUUCACUAACAAGCAUGUUAAUUUCUUGUGAUCUAAAUUUUAAUUGCAUUUGAUGGUAGUGACUAAAUGGAAUCUUGUCAUGCCACAAUAUCAACUCACUUUAUUGAGUUGGUAAAUAUUCUUUGGCUCUUGAAAUAGCUAUAUUAACUAGACUAACUUCACUUUCUGCAUCUGACAUAUUUACCCUAAGGCUUGGUUACCUUUCUUAUCUUUUCCCUGGUUCUCUGAAUCUUCCUUCUUUAGGUAUAAGGCAUAUUACUCAGUAAUUAUAGGUCGGAAGAGAGAAGGGAGAUCAACCACCUUGCAGAUGCUUUUUACACUUCUAAAGGGAAACUACCUUAGAUUGUAGAGAAACUAGAACUUAUGUUUCUGGAAGCCCUUACUGCUUUCAAAAAAUUUUUAUGACAACAUUUGUUUGAACUUUAUGAAAAUUCUGUGAAAUAGGACUUUUUAGAAGACAAAACGUGAAACUCACAGGUUUUGUGACUUAAUAAAGUCACACAGCAAAUAAUUGAGGAACAGACCACUGGGUCUCUUGGUUCUCAAAUCAGUGGGCUUUCUGUCUGGCUGCCUUUUUUGGAGUAUAUGGAAAUGUUUCUUUCUAUUAUACCUUAGAAAUUAGUAGCCAAAGUUAUUCUCUAUGGAUUUUAGCAUUUAAAACCUAAUUAGUAAUGAGGUUCUACUUCACAAAGUGACUGUAAAAAGCCACAUGUAGAUUUUUUUCUGUACUUUAGAUUUGUGAUUACAUUAGUGUGAAUACACCCUCCAUUGGUGCAGAUUACCACAUCUUUCUGCACCUCAGUAUAGAUGGUCUUUAUGCUGUAGCUAGCCUGUUUAUCCUCCCAGGAGAGAUACCGUAGUCUCUUUGUAGACUCUUAUCUCUUGAAAGUCUUUUCCCUCUUGAGAGAGAAUCUGCAGCCUACAACAGUUAUUAAAGAGUCCCAAGAUUACUGCCAUUCCACAGUGAGACAGAGAUGAAAUUCAGUGGAGGUUUUAACUAACUGCUAAUUUUAAUUUGUAUCCUUAGAAUGAGUUACUUGGACAACUUCCUUAAGUGUCAGUAAUGUAUACAUAGUGUGGAAAUAAGUUUCCAUUGCUCUUUAUCUCAGGUCUCCUGGGGAGGAGAAGAAAGGAUGGGGUAGUGAUUACUUAGAAGUAUAGAUAAGAGCAGAAAGAAGCAAAUCUUGUAAUUUACAGAAUUAAUUUCAAAACAGGCUGACUACAGAUGUAUGGAAGGACCCUAUUCUGAGCUAGAAUAUCCAAAUACUUUUACCUUGUCUUUUUGUGAGAUGAAAUAGAUAUUGAAUAUGCUAGCUACAGGAAUUUCUUGGUAUAAAAAAAAUGCGAUCUUUUAAAAAGUACCGUGUGAAAGGAAAGUUACAAAUAGAAUAAGGAAAAUUAUGUCAUCAUGAAUGUUGGAAAAAUACACAAUAAUUUAAAUUUAGUUGAUCAAAUUAAAAAGACUUUAAAAAUAACCUCUGAAAGUUAUGUAUGAUAAGGCAAACGACUAAUCUUUUUUAAAAUCAACAUCAGCCUUAGAUUUAUAGAGCACUUAACUCACUGCCUUGUGAGGUGAUAGGCAGUACAAGUAUUAUCCCCAUUUUAUAGGUGAGGAAUCUGUCUCAGGUAUCCUCAAACCUCUAGGAAUCCUGACUUCAUGUCCAGUCCUCCAUACAUCCAAAUGAGUUUUGUGUUCCUUCAGACUCAUCUCCUUGGGAUACUUUACAGCAGUAAUGCUUGCACUAUUAAGGACUUUUUUUGGAAUUGUUUUCAGAGUUUAUCUCAUUCUCAGUGGUGACAAGUCUUCAUCCUCAGAGUGGAUUUGACUUUUGGAAAUAGUCAAGUGUCACUGAGCCAGGCCUGGCAAAUAAGGUGGGUAAUCAAGCAAAGUAUGAGACAAAAUAGCAGAAUACGUUCUUGUGUGGCUCAUUUGUUUGCUCCAAAGGUGAUUGCAGAAUUUUCUGGUGGAACAGCAUCACUUGGAAUCAGAUGAACGAAUUCUUUGGGAGCAACAAAUGCCCUUUCAGUAAGCCUGGCCUCAAGCACUAAAGAUGGGAUGGAAUGAGUUAUUUGUUGACUCAGCCUCCCAAGAUAAUUUCCCUUAAGGUACAGCUUUAAUGGAUGUGUUCUUAAUUUUUAAAAUUUCAUUUCACGGUCACGUAUUAGAAAGGUCCCACUUAUAUGUGCUUCCUUCCACCCCACCCCCCAUGUUCCCUACAUUGUAGUCCAGUUUAAAUUCUAAUGUUGGCAUGUGAGUAUCUUGUUGAAAGUAGGUCCUUAGUAUCAACUUUGUAUUGGCUCCAAAUUCUCUGCUGCCUGAGAUCAUUGCUAAGACAGUGCUACACUUUGACUAUACAUUGUUGCUCAAAAUACUGCCUUGGUUUAACAGUUUGAAAAUUUUUUUAUUAUAAACUUAACUAUCAACAACGAGGGGGAAAAUCACACAAAACCAUAAAAAAGCUUUAAUGAAAUAACAUCUAAUUUGCUGUCUUCUGAUUUCUGUCUACUUAUUAGAUUAUGUUAUGUUAGUUUUUCAUAAUGAUCAAUGUCUGUGCAUAGUGUUGCAAUGUACAUGCAUAAUGUUUCAUAAUAAAGCAUUAAUACGGUA